UCGUGUGGAUGCCGCAGCUUAGUUAGUUUGACGAUACGCUUACACGGACACGGUGCACCAUGUCCGAGAUCAAGGUUGAUCCCGAGCUGGAGGAAGAGCAGAAGCCCUGCAACAUAUUACCUGGCCCAGAGCUACUGGCCCUGCCGGGAUUCGAUCAGAGGACCAGCAUCGCCUCGGCGGCUUUGAGUGAUGUGCCCAGCGACGUGAUCAUCAAGUCUCGCAUUCGAUAUGGAAGUCCUUUGUCCGCCUGUAAGGGUCUGUUGCUGGAGUACUCAAAGAACACGACCAUACACGGCAUACGAUAUCUGUUUGAGGUUCAUCGUCCCAUCUAUGAGAAAGUAUAUUGGCUGUUCUUCACAUGCAUUUCCGUGUAUUUUGCCAUUUCCCUCAUUUGGGACACGUAUCUUAAGUGGCAGGAGUCACCUGUAAUACUUGGCUUCGACGAGACUCUAGUGCCAGUGCACAAGAUACCAUUUCCUACUAUUACCAUUUGUCCCGAAAUCAAAAUGGAACGCAAUCUCUUUGAUUAUACGAAUGUAUCGCGUUUGCUCUGGGAGGAAUACCAAAAGAAUGGUAAUGCAACCAGCAUGGAUGAUGAAGAAUUAUCGCGCAUGGCUGCUGCCAUGCACAUCUGUGAUCCGGAUGUCGUGCAUCGUUUUAUGCCCAUACUCUCGCAAAUGAAUCCACCUUUUGUGGACAUUACCGAAACCUUAAUCGAGUUGAGUAUAUCGAAGAAUGAGACGGGUCCCUUUUGCAAAUGGAAUGGCCGCUUUUAUUUUUGCGACAAGAUAUUCGAUUUUGUGGCCACCGAUGAGGGUAUUUGCUAUCAAUUCAAUGGCUUACGACCCAAGGACAUUUAUCGUGACGAAAACUACAUCAGCUACAAGGAUCCCGAUAUUGUGGAUUUCAAUAAUUUCUUUGACACAGAAUUGCCGCGUUGGAACAACAUCAGUGGCAAUUGGUCGCUGGAUACGGGUUUCGUGGAUCAAGGACAAAAUGCUUAUCCACAGCGUACGGUCUUAUCGUCCGUGGGCAAUGGAUUCUUUGCCUUUCUGCAGGGACUGCAGCACAAUUUUGACUACGAUUGCCGCAGUUUCAAACAGGGCUAUAAGGUCUUUCUCAACUCCCCGGAGAGUGUUCCGCUCACGUCAGGCAAUUAUAUUCUUGUUCCCCAUGGCGAUGAGGUGUUGGUCAGUGUUUUGCCUAACUAUGUCAUGUCUACCGACAAUUUACACGAAAUCAGCCCCGAAAAGCGGCAGUGUUUGUUCGAUGAUGAGCGUUCCUUGGCCUUUUUCCGUUCAUAUUCGCAAAGCAAUUGCCAAACCGAAUGCCUGGCUAACUUUACAGUUUCCAAGUGUGGCUGUGCCAAAUUCUGGAUGCCCAAACCUUUGGGCACUCCCGUGUGUGGUUUGGAUGACAUUAAUUGCUAUACGGCUGCCCAGGACGAGCUUUAUACAUUUUUACAAAAUCAAACCAUGGAAAAGAGUGUCAAUGAUAAUGUGGAAAUUAUGUGCAACUGCAUGCCGGCCUGCACAUCGUUGGAAUAUAAUUUUGAGAUAUCCCGAGCACGAUAUGAUGUUGCCAAAACCAUUAGAGCUUUUCGGGAGGUGUAUGAGCACACUGAUGCUAUUGGUUCACGUCUCUCUGUGUACUUUAAGGAGCAUCAAUUUACUGCCAUCAAGCGCACCAUUCUGUUUGGUGUUUCCACAUUAAUAUCCAACUGCGGUGGCAUCUGUGGCCUCUUCAUGGGUAUCUCGUGUCUCAGCUUCCUAGAGCUGCUCUAUUUCUUUUGCAUGCGCAUCUGUGGUAGUUAUCGCGAUCGUCGUAAGCACAAGAUACAAUCCGUGUGCCCAGAGGAUGAGCCUGAGGAUAAACUGGACUAAAAUAUACAUUUAUGCCACUUAAAUAUUUAAAUGGUAUCCACAAUUUAUUUCACAAUCCAUUCAAUAAAGAAGUUGUCUGGGUUAACAUAAUAUUUCACACUCUCAAUGGCACUUUAAGGGUGUGUCCACCAAAAAAAAUGUAGUUAUUUAGCACUCACAUAGAGAGAGAGAUACAGCUGGCUGCACUUUAAUUGAUUACAAAUUAAAAAUACAUUUGAUUAGCACAUAGCCACAACAAUUGAUUCACUCUAAUUAAGCGAUUGUAACACUUGAGCAAAACACUGGGAAAUAAAUUAAAUUGCG
Molecule: messenger RNA, 2186 nt
Organism: Drosophila guanche
Lineage: Eukaryota; Metazoa; Arthropoda; Insecta; Diptera; Drosophilidae
Gene: ppk
Product: pickpocket protein 28
Exons: 7
Coding region: 60-1883 (607 amino acids)
Biological process (GO): sodium ion transmembrane transport
Cellular component (GO): membrane
Molecular function (GO): ligand-gated sodium channel activity
Source: RefSeq, a predicted model, not a curated record